AUGUCUGUAUAUGCCAAAUUCAUUCACGUUCUUAUAUUCAGCCAUUUUUUACUAACCGGAAUUCAUUCUUUUUCAACCGAAAACAAUAUUAUCGCCUGUAGUCCUUUGGAAACAACUUACAAGACUAAAGAUAGUACAUUGUUCAUAAAAGCAAUAUUUGCAAGUCUAUCACUCAUUUCCGGUUUAACCGCCCAAUAUGGAAAACAAAAGAAAAUAGCGAUGGAAUUGAAGACAACAAGUUAUUGGGGAGAAAAAGAAAAAUUUAGAAAAUAUCAGACAUUGGCGUUUUAUCUCAUUGUAUUUUACAACUGUACAUUAUUAACUGUAUCGGCUAUUACGAACCUAGUCCUUCUACGACGUUUCCAGAAUCGAACAAGUUACACCAGGGCCGUAUUCUGCGUUGUAUACAAUAACCUAUGCUUGAUAUUCGAAUAUGGUUUAAUAAGUUGGUUUUUCUCUGUUUGUAUGAUAAUUGGUUAUGCAAUAAAAAAGAGAUUUGAUGUCUUGUCUGUCGAAUUACAACAAAUAAAUUCUGUAGGGCUGAAAAGAAAUAUCAACGAAAUCAUUUGUAAGCACGUCGAAUUAUGCGAUUUCCUUCAAGAAAUUAACGAGAAAUGGAACGAAUAUAUAUUUUUCGAGUAUGGAAUCCUUUUGACCUUCGUUUCCUUGCUCAUAUACAACACCGUCUUUUGGGGUUCACAUUUACCGCUUCAAGUAUAUCUUAUGUUUUCUCUUUGCGCUGUAGUCUACGUUAUUUUCGGCUUCAUUGCUUCUUUCGUUGUUGCUCAAAUAAGCGCAUCGGCUUAUGGUUCGUUUCAAGAAAUAAGAAAGUUGGGAGCUGCUGCUUUAACUCUGGAAACUAAACUAAAGGUAAAAGAAUCUGGUAUAGAAGUCUUUAAUAACGUGUAA
Centruroides sculpturatus (bark scorpion) is the source of this 909-nucleotide messenger RNA. RefSeq lists its product as uncharacterized. Lineage: Eukaryota; Metazoa; Arthropoda; Arachnida; Scorpiones; Buthidae. The coding region runs from base 1 to 909 and encodes 302 amino acids. The record is from RefSeq and is a predicted model, not a curated record. The transcript has 2 exons.